CCUUCCGAUGGAGCUAUAUAACUCUUUCGUCCGAUCGAAGGGUGAUGUCAGCUAGAACAGGAAGGAAAGGAACAGGGGAGCUGUGACGCAAAACUCCACUAGGCUGCUCCACUUUUCUUGCGGCUAAAGGGAAUCAAUCAUCGCCAUUUCUACACACAGCGAGGGGGGAAUAUCUCCAGAGGCCACUCAGAACUGUAUCUGCUUGGAGGCUACCCUUGUGCUGUCUGACACCAAAGGGCUCAUGCACACUUGAUGAUCCCUGGCUACCUUUGCCAGGACGGGGGUGCUAGGCAGCGGGGAAAGAGAAAAAAGAAAAGAUCACGCACGUGAAGAAGAUAUGGUCAUCGAGUCCUGGGACGAAUUCGCGAGCUAAGGUGCAAGGAAAAAUCGCCCUUUUGCUGCUCCGAGCUGCUGGGUCGAAGAAUUUAAGGGCCUCGAGAUUUUGAAGCUGGAACUUGCUGCUUGGAAGAGUUCAUCGACUUAAGCUUGGAGAAACUGGAAGGAGCCAUCACUCAUCGACUGGAAAGCUGUGAGAAGAUCAUAUCACUCAUUGGUUGGAAUCUGAGAAGAUCAUAUCACUCAUCGGUUGGAAAGCUGUGAGAAGAUCAUAUCCGAAGAUCACUGCUGCUGCCGCUGAGAUCCCUGGCUGGUGCCGUGAAUGCUGGUUAUAGCGGAGAUUUCUUGCUAGGAUAUAUGGCAAGGCUGAUGAAGCUCGUAACGGGGGAGACGUCGCUGUAUGCUUCUAUCACACACACGCAAGCCGAGUCUCCAGCCGUGACUCUCACUUACGGUGGCUACAUGCCUCUAACUCGAGCUACGAGCACUGGAGCCGUGAGUAGCAGUGAAAGUAAUGGACUUAACAUCGUCGCGGCGAUUUUGGUGACCGCCUCCUCGAUGAUGAUCCUGCUGGCUCUACGUCUCUGGCUUUGCAAGUGCUCUCCUUCGCGGAGCUCUAGCCCCAAUCCCUCGUCCUCAACGAGCAGCGAUGGCUCCAAGAAGAAGGCUGGGGAUGGAUUGGACAAGGAGGAUAUCAACAAGUUUGCACUCGUGGAUUUCCAGGCGCUGGCGAGCAGCAAGUACGAGAAGACGUGCACGGUUUGCUUGUGCGAGUUUACCUCCAAGGACGUCGCAAUUCGACUCCUGCCGGGUUGCAAUCACUCGUUUCAUCCGGCUUGCAUCGAAAUGUGGCUCUUCUCGCACACUUCGUGCCCGAUUUGCCGCAAGAGUUUGCUACCCCUGGCUAUGGUGGCCAAGAGCUCGAGUUCUUCCACACAAGAUCAUGCGCAAGAAGAGCACCAUCGAGGAGAGGAAGUUGUUUAAAAUGCAAGGAAAGAGCUUGCUUGGUCUCGCGGCUUUGUAUUACUAGCGUUCCCUUCGAUGGUGCUUGAGGAAGUGUGUGUGUGUGUGUGUGUGUUUUUUUUUCCAAGACGACCAAAGUUGACGGAUCACAUACGUAUCAAAUCUCAAAAAGAAAUCUCGUUUUGACUAA
This is a messenger RNA of Selaginella moellendorffii, 1489 nucleotides long. Its product is annotated as RING-H2 finger protein ATL47. The transcript has a single exon. Lineage: Eukaryota; Viridiplantae; Streptophyta; Lycopodiopsida; Selaginellales; Selaginellaceae. The record is from RefSeq and is a predicted model, not a curated record. Bases 694 to 1320 code for a protein of 208 amino acids.